AUUUUAUGAUGUACAUGUCAGUCUCACAGGUUUUAUUUGACCUUGACCUCAUUUUCACGGUUCAUUUCUCAGUGUUAAGUUUUUGUGUUUUGGUCUGUUUUUCUUCAACUAUAAGCAAUAGAUCAACUAUAUUUGAUGUAUGGAAGGAUUGUGAGGUGUAUAUGUCUGUCUGGCAGGUCUCAUCUGACCUUGACCUCAUUUUCAUGGUUCAUUGGUCAAUGUUAAGUUUUCAUGGUUAAGUUUGUUUCUUAGAUACUAUAAGCAAUAGGUCAACUAUAUUUAAUGCCUAAAUUGAUUGUAAGGUGUACAUGUCUGUCUGGCAUGGUUCAUCUGACCUUGACCUCAUUUUCAUGGUUCAUCGGUCAAUGUUACGUUUUCUUGUUUAAGACUGUUUCUUAGAAACAAUAAGCAAUAGGUCAACUAUGUUUGGUUUAUUGAAUGAUUGUAAGGUGUACAUGUUUUUCUCGUUUGGUUUAUCUGACCUUGACCUCAUUUUCUUGGAUCAAGUUAAGUUUAUGUGUUACUUGUAGUAAAGCUUUGUAUUUAGGACUAUCAACAUAAAAUCAAUGGUUAGUAAAGAAGGCGAGACAUUUCAGCGUGUGCACUAUUGUUUUUAAAUAGUACAGUAUUUAUUUUUCCUUUUAAACAAUAACUUAAUGAAAAAAUAUAUUUCCAUUGCAUUGAUUUCCAUUUUCCAUUUUCAGAUUAAAUUCCAUAAUACAAAACAUGGGAGACAUUUGCUAAGACAGAAUUUUGAUGCCACCACAGAAGCAGGAAAACACAUAAAUGCUAACCUUAGCAAUAGGGUUUUUAUAAAUUCUUAUGAGGCAUUAAGUGGUACAGAACCUGAACAAGCACCAGUAAUAGCAGUAUCAAGAAAAAGGAAAAGGGCUCCUUUCAUGUCUGAUACAGACUGUCCUGAUACGUCUACAUCUAUCAGCAAUAAAGAAAUUGAUGACAACAAAAUAAUUGGAAAAUUGACUAUAAGCAAGGCUCAACUUAAGGAACCACCUACUGAGUAUAAAUUAAGAGAGGUAAAAGAAGAAUGGGUAGGGGAGUUGAAAAACAGAAUCAUCUCAUCUGGACAAAAGAUGUUAGGAAAAAUUCUUCCUGUCUUGGUGGAUUCUGACAAGGUAUCAAAAAAGGAUGAUUUCAAGCAAGAAGAUAUAAACCAAUAUACAUUCUUAACAUUAGGUGGCAAUCAUAUUCGGAGAGCACUUGAAAAGGUGGUUGAAAUUCAAGAAGUGACAUGUAUGGUGUAUGUAGGACUGACACAAGAAGAGGCACUGAGACUUGCCUGCAUUGACAAUGACAUGGCUAAGUCAUUGCCAUUUACUUUUCAGGAUAAAAUAAAGUUGGCACAUCAGUUCCACUUAGAAGGUCAGGAAGAUUUGAAUAGAAAAAUGAAGGAGGUCCUUAGCCAAAUUGAAUUAAAGGAAAUUAAGGACAGCAUAAGUACAAUACUGAGUGUUGCACGUUAUCCAGAGGAUUCAUUCCAGUUGUUUGAAACCAUAGUUAGAAACUAUGAACUUCAAAAGGGUGUAAACCAUAGUGUUCCGCAAAGGCUAUUUAGAUUACUGCAGGCAGAAUCGAAUGUUACAAGGGCUCAUUUCCUGCAGAUGGCAGCUGACAGCAAAAGUUUACAAAAGGCAGCUGAAAGUUUAGUAAAUAAUAAAAAGGAAAAAGCUCUUGAAAGGAUUUUCACUGAACAGACUGGGGAAGAUUUGUGGAAUUCGGCUGUUGAGAAAUAUCCUAAUUAUUCGAAAAAACUGAAUGAGUUCAAAGACAUGAAAACACCAAAAUAUAUACCGGACAAGCUAAUACAGUACUGCAAAAAGGCAAAGGAAAGUGAAGACCAAUUAGAAAAAACCAAAAUAGAACUUAAAAUUAUUGUAGGGUCAAGAGAUGUGUCCAAUAACAAAGAUGUUUCAGCAAUAAUAUCAAAAUACUCAAAAAUUAUUUUGGAUGAAGUAAAUAAAGUGGAGGGUCUUCAUUUUGAAGAGUAAUUAUUAUAAUGUCAGUAAUAUAAAUUUAAAUUUCAGUAUUUUUUCUAUUUUUGGGUCACUUGUGAAAAAUAAAAAAAUUGAGCUUUUGCAACCUUUUGUAUUUUCUGUUCAAUAACUUUUGAACUGUAUAACCAAAGCUUUUAAAUUUAAUUAUGUUUUUUCCAAUGAAUAAAUGAAAGACAACUUCCAUAUUGAUAUGUACAAUACAAUUUUAUAUAUGAUGUUCAUAUAUAUAUUAUAAUUACACCUUAUGUAAGAAUCCUGGGUUUUGAUUGGUUGAUAUCCAGUAUAUUUUUCACCAAUUUACUGUUAUCAAAUGAAUAUCGUUCAUUUUUUA
Molecule: messenger RNA, 2343 nt
Organism: Mytilus californianus (California mussel)
Lineage: Eukaryota; Metazoa; Mollusca; Bivalvia; Mytilida; Mytilidae
Exons: 9
Coding region: 657-2006 (449 amino acids)
Source: RefSeq, a predicted model, not a curated record